AUGUCGUGCUACAUAUUAAAGUCCCUUCCAAUCAAGCACUUAAAAGGAAGGACGAGCGAAGCCGUUCACAUCGACCUACAAAAGAUCCUUAUUGCGAAUAGAACAGCGUUGCUAAGUACGAAGACCUACGCCUUUACGCACUCGUCGGACGGCGCCCAGCUCCUUCUUGAUAAGAGUGAUCACCUUGCCGUUGACUCGCUUAAGAGCCGCAAAGCAGUUCUUAUGACUGGCUUCGUACGAGCCGUGGCAGUUUGCACAGCGAAGGAGUGCCGUGCAGUCUUUGCCGUCGGGCCCGUCGUGCUAGUCUCUUCGCUCGCCGUAGUAAGAGCAGCGUGCGUACCGAGUGCACUUGGCCGAGUUACACCAGCCGAAGCAGCCAAGGUCGUGCUUCUUAAUAAGUUGCUUCUUAUCGACCAACCGAGAGUAGCUGCUGCAGCCGAACAACUUAAAGCUGCGGACCUCUUUUAA
Drepanopeziza brunnea f. sp. 'multigermtubi' MB_m1 is the source of this 468-nucleotide messenger RNA. Lineage: Eukaryota; Fungi; Ascomycota; Leotiomycetes; Helotiales; Drepanopezizaceae. The record is from RefSeq and is a predicted model, not a curated record.